Galleria mellonella (greater wax moth) is the source of this 534-nucleotide messenger RNA. RefSeq lists its product as uncharacterized. The record is from RefSeq and is a predicted model, not a curated record. The coding region runs from base 16 to 444 and encodes 142 amino acids. NCBI's taxonomy places the organism in Eukaryota, Metazoa, Arthropoda, Insecta, Lepidoptera, Pyralidae. The transcript is spliced from 3 exons.
CCCGCAAACCAAGCAAUGUACGCACAGAACAGUGCCAGAGUCGGACUAAAGACAUUUGAAGAUGAAAACUUGCCUAGAACUUACAUUCAUUCCAUAUAUAAAUUCGGUUGGUGUACACCAGACGCCAUAGCACCACAAUUUUUAAGAAAAACUGCUAACAUAACAUUUCCUACAUGGCAAUCAACACAAGUCAAUUACAUUUAUCUGUUAGAAAAUAAAAAUACACAACGAUUUCAUUUGCAAUGCAUCAUAAUGAAAUUUUUCGUGCCAAGGAAGUUCAUGUUUAAACGUGGCCGUUUCCCUAUGUACUACUGUCAAGGAUAUGCAAUGGUGAUGAUUUUCAACAACGUUAAUAAAUUAGAGGUCCAUGAAUUUUACAUACAAUAUGCACUGGAUAUGCCUACUAAUAUUGCAUUUGAAUUCUACCAUCCAACACCAUUAUAAUACAAGAAGAGGACAAGUCAAUACACGACAAGAUUAUUGGUCCGAUAAAUUGCUACGAAACUUUCUAUACAAAAUAGAAUAUGAUAUUGC